Molecule: messenger RNA, 4916 nt
Organism: Panonychus citri (citrus red mite)
Lineage: Eukaryota; Metazoa; Arthropoda; Arachnida; Trombidiformes; Tetranychidae
Product: rap guanine nucleotide exchange factor 2-like
Exons: 4
Coding region: 209-3907 (1232 amino acids)
Biological process (GO): positive regulation of GTPase activity; Ras protein signal transduction
Cellular component (GO): apical plasma membrane; plasma membrane
Molecular function (GO): guanyl-nucleotide exchange factor activity; protein binding
Source: RefSeq, a predicted model, not a curated record
GAUUCAGUUUCUAAUUUCAUCUCAAACAUCAAACAAUGUAAAUGAUUUUUAUUCUUGUUUAUUUUCAUUUAUAUUUUUGUUUCCAAUUGUUGAGCCUAAUGAAGUUUUAUUUACCUUGUGUAGUUGAUUCAUAAUACGAAUAAUUGUGAGUAUUUGUGUUUUGUUUUAUAGAGAAAGAGAGAGAAAGAAAAACGGAAAAGAUUCUUAAAUGUUGGAAUCAUCUUUUCAACCUUACAAACAACCGAGUGAGAUGACCAAUUAUGAAGGUGAAUUUUAUGUGUUGGACUUGAAUGGACUCAUUGAGUCUAUGGUUGAUGAUGAUGAAGACGAAUUAAGUGAUGAUGUUUGGCCAUCGGUUCUUGAUGAGCCUCAAACCGAAUAUUGUAAACAUGAAUCUCAGGAUGGUCGAGUUGUCCUAAUAACUGAAUUUAAAACUAUUGAUGGCCAAAGAAAAGCCCAUAUAAUAGUGAGGGGUACACCUGAAAGGCUUCUCUAUGGUCUAUUAGACUCUGAUACAUCUGAUCCAUAUUAUAUUGAUGAUUUUUUAUUAACCUAUCGCGUCUUUAUGCCUUCAAACGACCCAAAUGACAAGUCUCCAGGUAAAGCUGAUCUUGUUUUAGUUAAUGGUAUGAAUCAGAUUUGUUCAACCUUACUCUCAUGGUUUGACGAUCCCAGCCUUAGGAGUAAGGUUAUUCAAAUUGUGCAAACAUGGAUUAGCAACUAUUACCUUGACUUUGAGCUUGUUUCAAGUGAAAGCUCUGUUUUAAAUACAACAACAGCAUCAACAAUAACACCACCAUCAACAACAUCAUCAUCCUCAUCGUCAACUGCAACUGCAACCACAACCACAACUACAACAACAACAACAACAGCUAAAAACACAUCGUCACCCGUAUCCAAUUUUUCACAUGGACAAAAGUUUUUGGAGAUUUUUGAAACAAAAUUAUCCUCAAUCAGCAGCUUAUCAACACAAUUAAGUCUUCUUCACAUGACAAUAUCAACUAAAGCAAAGCAACGUAACAUCACUUUAACCCGAUCCAAUAGAGAUGAAGAGGUGCUACAUUUUUCAAUAUUAGGCGGAUAUGAACGCGGCUAUGGUAUUUUUGUAUCUAAAGUUGAUUCUGGUUCUAAAGCUGAAUCUCUUGGUUUAAGGCGCGGAGAUCAGAUUCUUGAAGUGAAUGGUAUAAAUUUCACAAGGAUACCCCAUUUAAAAGCAUUGGAUACAUUAAGAUCAACAACACACUUACAACUCACUGUAAAAUAUAAUCCAUUCAUGUUCCGAGAGAUGAUCAGUUUGCCUGAAGAUUCAAAAGGUAAAAAGUAUUCGAUUUCAUCGGCACUUCUUCCGAACCUGCAAACCUCUAUGAACACAUCUCCAAACAGCAAAGGAACAUUCCACAAGAAGAAUAAAAGUCAAACCGGAACUACAAAUUCUAACGGCAGCGGAACAAAGAUUAAAAAAGCGAUUCCUAAAUUUGCCAAUUUCAUUUCAAGACAUUUACCUAAUUUCUAUUCUGAUUUUGAAAAUGAUGUUCUCAAUUCAUGUGAAGUUGAUUCAUCUCGACCAAACCGGGACCAUGGUGGUAAAAACACUGUCCAUAGAUCACUUUCAAAUCCUGAUCUUCACUCAAUCUUUACUUCAGCUCUUAUGGAGCCACCAAAUUCUGAUCCUACACCUGAUCCUCAACUUGUGAUAAGAAUUUUCAAUGCAGUAAACGGUGAUUCUAGAUUUUUAUUAAUUCACGAAGAAAAUACUGCCCGAGACGUUGUUAUGGUCAGUUGUAAAGAGUUUGGCCUUUGUACACAAACUUCAGCGGGCAACAAACAGUCAUCGGGAGAAUCUGCCAAAUCUUCAUUAAACUAUGCCCUGUAUGAAGUAUCCGUUGUACCUGAGGCUAAUAACACAAUCAAACAACGACGUUUACCUGAUCAACUAAAUAAUCUUUCUGAGAAAGCAUCUUUAUUGUCUCGGUACUACCUCAAAGAGAAUAAUAAUCCUCUUUUAUCCACUGGAUCAUCUUCGUCCAACAACUCAUCGAAUGAUGAAUUAGCUCAAGAGAUUUUAAAGGAAUGUCCAAUGCCGAUAAAUCUUUUAUCACUUAACUCAACUGUCAUUGCCAUCGAAUUGACUUUACAUGAUUUUAACAUAUUUCGCUGCAUUGAACCUCAAUCUUUUAUCUACGAUGUCUUUGAGAUGAGAAGUAAUAUUGGCACAAUUGAUGAAAAGUGUAAAAAAGAGUUGAACGAAUUUGAAUCAUUAAGUAAUAAGGAAAUGUUCUGGGUCAUCAAUGAGAUCCUAAACGAAACCAGUGUUGUCAAGAGAAUCAAAAUAAUCAAAUAUUUCAUCAAAGUUGCCAACAUUUGUCGUCAUCUUCACAAUUAUAAUUCUUUGUUCGCUAUUCUUUCUGGUCUUGGUCAUGGUUCUGUCCAACGUUUAAAGUCAACUUGGGAUAAAAUACCGACAAAAUAUAAUAAACUUCUGAAAAAUUUACAGUCACUUAUGGAUCCAUCUCGUAACAUGUUAAAUUAUAGAAGGGAAAUUAAUUGUUGUCCUCCACCCAUUAUCCCAUUUUUUCCGAUAGUCAAAAAAGAUCUGACCUUCAUCCAUUUGGCGCAUCCGACAACCGAUGACCAAGAACUGGUGAAUUUUGAAAAGCUUAGAAUGAUUUCCAAAGAGAUUCGUAACAUUAUGAAUAUGUCAUCAUCCCAAUAUUCUGUUGGCUCAUCAUAUGCUAAUUUGCUCAACAGUCAUGGUUUCAGUGUGACAAGUGCUUAUGCCAACGACUAUAAUACCAACAAUGAGAUGAUGAGAGUUCCAUUACCACCUCCACCGCCCAUAGCAGCACCGAUUUCGGUGACUUCAGUAAAACGGAUGUUCGAGGAAUCUUUGAUGAGAAAAAAAGUGAAACAUUAUUUAAAUCAAACUUUUGGUCAUAUUAAUUAUGAUGAAGAUGCUCUUCUAGCUAAAUCAAUUGAAUUGGAAGGAGGUCAAAGUGGAUCUCUCCAAGGAUCAACAAAUAAUUGUAGCUCAUCUCGAGGCUCUCUUAACAUUAACCCAUCACCGAAACAACCUCAUCCAUCACCCACUCUAUCUUCAGCAUCUUCAGGCUCAUCUUCUGGUCGACUUAAAUUUGGUGCUGAAUCACCUCAACAACUUCGCAAAUUACUAAGUCUCAGUGAGAUGGAAUAUGGUCGAAGUAAUCAUACCAAAAAUCAUAGUCUUAAUCAUCACAAUCAAUCAUCCAGAGACCAAAGAAGCCAUUUUCCACAAAUAUUAGCUCUUAAUAAUUCAUCUACUCAAUCACACACAAGAUCUGUUAGUGAAGGAUCAUCGAAUAAUUUUAUCACCAACUCAACAAUGCCACGAGCCAUUUCACCAACUAAAUCAACUGUUCCAUUACCAAUAGAAUCAUCAUCAGUCACUAGUUUAAGAAGGAUUAAUCAACUUCAACAAGCAGCUACUGCCCUUGGUCUUCAGCAACAUGUAACAGCUCAGCUUUCAAAACAAGCAGCAUCUCUGCAACAACAACAGCAGCAGCAGCAACAACAACAACAACAACAACAAAUGCAGCAAUCAUCAAAUGUAUCAUCUCAACAAUCUCAUCUGCCUCAUUCUCAUUCUUAUUCUCAUUCAGCUUCGUUACCACUUAAUCACCAAUUAAAUAAUCUUGCGAGUCACACAGCGUAUAGACCGCGACCUCCCGAUUACGAUGAAGCUCUACUGAGGAAACAGAAACUGGUCAAUUUAGCUUGCAACACAAUCACCCGUCAAGCCGUUCAUCCAACACCAUCAUCACAACCUCAACCACCUCCACAGACAAAUAACUUACCAGUGAACAAUAAUCUUAAAAAGGUGCCAAUAAUUAAAAAUAAUAUCCAACAAGAUGACAAAGUCUCUGCAGUUUAAUGGACUUUUAAAAGUCUCAUGAAAGAUUUAAAGUUAACAAUAAUCAGCCCUGGAUUUCACUGAAAAAAAAACAAUUUUAAACAAAAGUUAUAUUGUAUAAAAUAUACAACAGAGGAUUUAUUUAUUUAUACCUGAGUAUUUACAUUUGAAAAGUGAAGCAAAAAAGAUUGACAAUUUAUUUAAAAAUAAGCAUCAACACAAUCAACAUCAACCACGAAACAAAGACCGAGAAUCCAAUUUGAAGAUAUUAAUAACAAUCAAAACAAGAAACAACCAACAGAGUCAACAUACAUAACCAGAUGAUUAUUAUUUAAUUAUAAAACAGACAUCAAAUUAUUAUACAUCUUGACAUUUACAAAAAAACCAAAUAUCAAAUCUAUUGGUAUUUUCAUAUAUUAAUUUUCAUCGACUCUGGAAAAUCAUCAACAAUCAAUUCAUAAAUUUUUUUACACAAUUUACACAACAUAUAAUUUAUGUUUCUCGUCACUUUCGGUCAAUUCUUGGACCUAAAACAGAACAACUCUAUCAUUAUACCUUUAAACCAAUUGAUAUACUCUUAAGAUGAUUUUUUACUUAUCAAAUUUACACACUGAUUGUUUAAAAUGUCAAAAUUAAUGACCAACUCUUUUUUUCCAAUCAUGUCAAUCUUAUGAUCAUUUUUUUUAUAUUUUCUUGUAUAAAUUUCAUGUGAACCUUGUUUAUGGAAGACACUGGUCUCUGUGACAAUCAAUCUACCUUUUUGUAAAAAGUUAACACUCUGAUCUUCCAAAUAUCUUCACCUUUUCCUCUUCCAUUCACCAAAAUCUUAACUCAUCUUAUUCAUUAAUUGUCAUCUAUCAUCAACUUCCUUGUUCCUUUUUCUUAUUUCUAAUUUUUCUACUUAUUGUAGAGACUCAAAGGUGCUGUACAGUUAAAUCUCAUUUAAUGAGUCUUAUAUAAUGCUUUUUGUACCUAAGAAAAAAACAAAUUAUCGAAAUGAUCAAAAAUAAAGUGUUAUUUAGACGAUAAA